Molecule: messenger RNA, 1307 nt
Organism: Vombatus ursinus (common wombat)
Lineage: Eukaryota; Metazoa; Chordata; Mammalia; Diprotodontia; Vombatidae
Gene: REN
Product: renin
Exons: 10
Coding region: 1-1197 (398 amino acids)
Biological process (GO): angiotensin maturation
Molecular function (GO): aspartic-type endopeptidase activity
Source: RefSeq, a predicted model, not a curated record
AUGAAUUGCUGGGAGUUUCUGCUGGUGGCCUGGAGCACUUGCUUCUUCAGUGUGCCCAGUGAUGGCUUACAACGGAUUGUUCUCAAGAAAAUGACCUCAAUCCAGGAAAACAUGAAGAUCAGGGGCAAGGAUUUGGAGAAUUUCAACAUGGAAUGGAAUACAUAUGUCAAGCAGCUGUCCCUGCUUAAUGUAAUAUCCCCUGUUGUCCUCACUAAUUUUGAAGAUACCCAGUAUUAUGGUGAAGUCAAUAUCGGCAACCCACCCCAAACCUUCCAAGUUGUUUUUGAUACGGGCUCUGCUGACUUUUGGGUGCCCUCCAGCAGAUGUAGUCCACUCUACACAGCAUGUGUGUUACAUAGUCAAUACGACUCCUCCAAAUCCUCUACUUAUAAAGAGAAUGGGACUGAAUUCGGCAUCCACUAUGCAUCGGGCCAAGUCAAGGGCUUCCUGAGCCAGGAUACAGUGACUGUCGGUGGGAUCAAAAUGACCCAGUUGUUUGGUGAGGUCACAGAGCUGCCCCUGAUGCCCUUUGGACUGGCCAGGUUCGAUGGCGUCCUGGGCCUGGGCUACCCUGCCCGAUCAAUGAGCGGAAUCCUUCCUAUCUUUGACAACAUCAUUUCCCAAGGGGUGCUGAAGGAAGAAGUCUUCUCUGUCUACUACAGCAGGAAUUCCGAGAAUUCACAUCUGUCAGGUGGAGAGAUUGUACUAGGAGGCACCGACCCUAACUAUUACCGAGGGACCUUCCACUAUGUCAACAUCAGCCGUCCAGGUUUCUGGCACAUCCAGAUAAAGGGGGUGGCUGUCAAGUCCAACGUGCUGUUCUGCCAGGAGAUUUGCACGGCAGCUGUGGACACUGGAGCUUCCUUCAUCACAGGUCCAACCAGCUCUAUGAAGAAACUAAUGAAGACACUGGGAGUUAAGGAAGUAGGGCACCAGUAUCUUGUAGAAUGUGACCUGGCGCCCACGCUGCCUGAUAUCUCCUUCUACCUUGAUGGCAAGGCCUUCACCCUCCACAGUUCUGACUAUGUCUUAGAGGAUAUGAACAGCCGCAAUAAUUUCUGCUUGCUAGCUUUCCGUGGCCUGAAUGUCCCACCCCCCACAGGACCUCUAUGGAUUCUGGGAGCAACCUUCAUCCGAAAGUUCUACACUGAAUUUGACCGGCACAACAAUCGCAUUGGUUUUGCCUUGGCAGCCUAACCUGCCUCUGCCCAUAGCCCAGGUCAUGGGGCCAAGAGACAGAGGGAGAUGUUACCUAUGGCUGAGCCCACAUCCCUAUUAGAUCCUGCUUUCUCCCUGUUGUGCUUGGU